Trichoderma gamsii is the source of this 1449-nucleotide messenger RNA. RefSeq lists its product as hypothetical. Gene Ontology annotation, molecular function: glucan endo-1,3-alpha-glucosidase activity. The record is from RefSeq and is a predicted model, not a curated record. Lineage: Eukaryota; Fungi; Ascomycota; Sordariomycetes; Hypocreales; Hypocreaceae. The coding region runs from base 1 to 1449 and encodes 482 amino acids. The transcript is spliced from 5 exons.
AUGCUGGGCAUCUCUUUCGCUGCGGUCGUGAGCUUAGGCCUCAUCCAGCUUCCAACCCAAGUUUGCGCGAAAGCCGUGUUUGCGCAUUACAUGCUCGGCUAUAUCACCGAAGAUCAUGCACACAAAGACAUUGACGAUGCCAUGGCCAUGGGAUUAGACGGGUUCGCUAUUAACAUUGGCGACCCUACCGGCAGCUACGUCAACGAGUCGCUUGGCUACUUGUUUGGAUACGGCAACUACGUCGGAUUCAAGCUGUUCGUCUCUAUGGACCUGGCAGCGUCUAGCGGAGAUCCAAACAUUUAUAACUCUCUCUUCAAGGGCUUACUGGGCUGGAACAACUACUAUAGGGCGGGUGUAAACAACUAUCCAGUCGUGAGCACCUUCGAUAGCGGUGGAAGAACGAACACGGAUUUCACGUCUUGGCUAUCUGUUUGGGGAAACCAGAUCUUCUUUAUCCCGGAUUUCGACGACACCCAAGGUUAUUACGAUGCUGCAACUGGCUGGUGGGACUACUGGGGCGACGUCGUCGACGGCCUCUUCAGCUGGGAAUCGACUUGGCCGUUGCCUGGAGCCACGAAUGACGGCGAUAUCAGCAGGGACCAAAUUGUUAUUAACGGCGCCAAGGCUCACAAUAAGUCCUAUAUGAUGGGUCUCAGCUUGCAGCAGUACAAGGAUUCCUACGGCGGCAAUUGGUACCGCAAGGGUGAACUGAACUUGCCUAGGCGCAUGGCCAAUAUCCUGACCAUGAACCCCCAGCCCGACUUCGUUGAAAUUAUCACGUGGAAUGAUGGCCCUGAAUCUCACUAUAUUGGCAACAUCUGGCCCGAGGCCAAUGGAGACCAGCAGGCUGCUAUCUAUGCCUCUACGGCUGGUGCCGACCACACCGCUAUACAACCUCUGCUCAAGUCGUGGAUCACUGCUUACAAGAACGGCGGUACCUCGUCAUCAUUGCGCCCACCUGGAUCCGCACCAGUCGGUGCGCUCUGGCACAAGACCAUCUUCCAAGACGUCACCUGCCCAGGUGCUGGCAACGGCGUGCAGUACUUCGAGAAGCCGGGUGCUUUCGAGACCGGCACCGAUUCGCUAAACUGGGCUGUCGUAGUUCCAUCAGGAGCAUCCGGAUGGGAGGCUGUGCUCGUCAGUGCCGGAAACACCAUCCAGACGAUUGCCUUAUCUACGGGGUUUAACUACGGAUCAACGUCGAGUGGCGUCGCGGAGGGCACGCAGCGCCUGCUUGUCCGAGACGGGUCUGGUACGACUGUUGCCGGAACGGAUCGUGGCCGCUGCAUGUCACAUACAUGUCACGAUGACAUCUACAAUAUGAACAUUCAGAUCUUACAACUGAAGCCUACAGGCCAGUAUAAUGGUGGCGAUUGCUGGCAGGUUUCCGGCACGCCAGUGAUCGACUGGUCAACAGACACAGUCACCGGAAUUAGCCAAGGCCCAUAA